Molecule: messenger RNA, 2139 nt
Organism: Solanum lycopersicum (tomato)
Lineage: Eukaryota; Viridiplantae; Streptophyta; Magnoliopsida; Solanales; Solanaceae
Source: RefSeq, a predicted model, not a curated record
GUUCUUUUAUUAUUUCUUCGAUAAUCAUUGUUUAAUUGUGUAAUAAAAUAUUUCAUCUGUUUCAAUUUGUUCGUUUUAUUUUUUUUUAAAGUUUAUUUUUUUAAAAAAAUGUCUCUUUUCAUUCUGGUAACUCUUUAAUACAACUUUCUAGAUGAGAUAUUUAAAAUCAUCCUACAUAUAUAUGUACAAGUUAACAUCAUAAGAUUCAAAAGUUUUCUUUAAUUUACUAAACUUUGUAUAGUCGAUUUUUGACAAACAAAUUAAAAUGAAGGGAUUAGCUCUUAAUAUAUAAAUAUGAAGUAGAUGUAUGUAGGGCUAUGGUUAAUUUGUUUUACAAAAGGUAAAACCAGGCUGAAGUAGGUGAUUAUAUAAUUUCAGCUAAGACCUUAGAUUCAAGGUUAAGGAGCGAUGACAUAAAUUAGGAUACAUAAGAGGUUAGUUAGAUAGUUGAUUGUUGUCUCGCAUAUUCUUCUAUACUAUUAGUCAUAUUAUUCUAGCAGUUGUUUGUCCUUUGAGUUCGGUUAUUAUCUCUGGUUUCUAUUGCUCUUCCAUUAUCGUGUAGCUAAAUUGACCACUGUUUAGAAUGAUAAGUCAGGUUGUUGGUAGUAUUUCGUGAUGACUUUUUUCAUGUUAGUGUAUUCUUUCUCUAUAUUGUUUUUUCCUCCCGAGCUAAGGGUGUAUGGAAAACAGUCUUUCUACCUCUAAGGUAGUAUUAAGGUUUGGAUACAUUCUACGACCUCCCACACCCCUCUUUGUGCGAUUACAGUGGAAUAUGUUGUUGAAGUAAAUGAUGCUAAUGUAUUCUAAGAAGUGAUCACUUUUUUAGUUUUAAUGGAUAUUUUUAGUAUUUUGUGAUUAAAGUUUGUGCUAAAUUUACAAGGAAUAUAAGUUACUACAUGGCUUCAUCCAACCAUAUCAAGUAGUGCUGAAGCAAUUGAAAGAAGUGAUGAUCUUGUUCUUAAGAUUCUAGUACUCCUCCCACUUCCCAGCAAAACCUCUGUUCAUGUUCAAAUUAGAUUCUAAACAUUGGUGAUAACUCGUUUCUGAUCUUUAUAUAUCCUCCUUGUGGAGGCCUCAAAACUUCCCCGAGUGCACUCAUUGUCCAGAGGUUAGCUUGGUCAUCCCGGGAUCAAUGUGACAACUUCUCUGUCUUUCCUCUCGAAAAUGAGUAUACUUCUGGUAGUCGACCCUUGGAUAACUAGACUCUUGGAUUUCAUCAAAGGCGACGCUUUAACUGAUAUGAUUGAAAUUAUGAGCUCGUGUGGUGGUUUAAUUUUGUGUUGUUGUCAUAAACAACGGAUCAGAGAGUACUACGUCUGUAACCCGAGCACUAACCAAUUCAGCAUUGUUCCAAGCAGUGGCGGAGCCAGACAUUUUAUGAACGGUUUGCAUACAGAGAUAAACUCCUGGAGGAGAUUACAGGAUCCGUUUCCAAUGUCAAUUCUAUCGGAAUUGAGAGGAACCACGGGAGUUUUCUUCAACGGAGCUACGAUCUUUUGGGUGUUUAAUAGCUGGUGUUAUUUCAAUGUGGAUACAGAGACUCUGCGCUACUUAGACAAUCCGAUGCAAGAAAUGAAUACUACUUAUCCAUAUACAGAUUAUUGGCUUGGAUGUGUCAACGAGCGUUUGUAUUUUGUUGGCCCUGCAGACGAUGGAUGGAUCCCUCAUGUCAGCGUGUUUGAAUUGGGAAACGAAUACUUGUGGAUCCUUAAGUAUAGGAAUGACCCAUUGUAACUUUGGAGUGGUUUUCUUUCGGUUAUGGCAAGAGAAGAUGAACUAUUUAUGGCCAUAUACGUGCAUUAUCAUGACCAAGUGAUGUUAAUGAAGCUAAGUGAUAAUACUUGCAGCAUGGUCUUGCCAAUGCCAUUACAUGCUUCUGCUCGCAUUGGGUCUGCAAAUUAAGUUUAUCAUUUCAUUCAGAAUCCAUUCUUGGUUAUCUAAGUAUAGACUUCUCUAUGACAGUUUCCUUUGUUAUGUCAUAUUAUAUGUUCUUUAUAAUUGUAUCUGGUCCACUAUAUAAGUAGUUGUAAGUUCUAUCAUCCCCAAAACUUCACUUCAUGGGGACUGGGGUAAUGUUGUUGUUGUUGUUGUUGUUUUGUAAGAGUGGAAAUUCACAAACAUAUUGUGUUUUUAUGUUUA